AUGUUGCAAUAUCCUGAAAAGAUCGAUGCCAUCGGUAUUACUGACCAAGCCGACUGGAAACACCCCAAGAGGGUUGCAUUUCAACCACGUAAGUUCGGUGAAACCGAUAUUGAUGUGAAGAUUGAAUGUUGUGGUGUGUGUGGAUCUGAUAUACAUACUGCUGCUGGUAACUGGGGUGAUUUGCCAAAACCAGUUGUCGUUGGUCAUGAAAUCAUCGGUACUGUUGUGAAAAAGGGUCCUAAAUGUACCUCUGAAUUUAAAAUAGGCCAACGUGUUGGGGUUGGUGCACAAUGUCACUCCUGUUUGAAAUGUCAUCGUUGUGAAAACAAUAAUGAAUCUUAUUGUGACAAAUUGGUCACCACUUAUGGACAAUUCUUUGAAGAUGGUUAUUGUUCUAAAGGUGGUUACGCAUCCCACAUUAGAGUGCAAGAACAUUUUGUCAUUCCAAUCCCAGACAAUAUCCCAUCCGAGUAUGCAGGUCCAUUGCUAUGUGGUGGUAACACUGUCUUCUCCCCAUUAAUCCGUAACGGUUGUGGUCCAGGUAAGAAAGUCGGAAUCUUAGGUAUUGGUGGUAUUGGUCAUAUGGGUCUGAUAUUUGCCAAAGCACUAGGUGCAGAAGUAUAUGCCAUUUCUCGUAAUUCUAAGAAGAAGGAAGACGCAUUCAAACUAGGUGCUGAUCACUUUAUUGCUACUAAUGAAGAGCCCGACUGGGCUGAAAAGUAUUACGAUACUUUGGAUUUGGUCAUCGUUUGUGCAGGUUCAUUGAAGGAUGUCAAUUUUGAAAAGCUACCAAAGAUCAUGCAAGUUGGUGGUCGUAUUGUCUCUAUCUCUGUUCCAGAACAAUCAGAAAAAAUCGUGUUGAAUCCAUUUGGUCUUAUGGGUGUUUCUAUCUCAAACAGUCAUUUGGGUUCUAUUGAAGAGAUUAAACAAUUAUUAAAAUUGGUUUCCGAAAAGAACUUAAGAAUAUGGAUCGAAAAAUACCCAAUUAAUGAAGCCAAUGUUAACGAAGUAUUCGAACGUAUGGAAAAAGGUGAUGUUAGAUACAGAUAUGUAUUCACAGAUUAUGAUAAAGAAUUUAACUAA
Molecule: messenger RNA, 1083 nt
Organism: Maudiozyma barnettii
Lineage: Eukaryota; Fungi; Ascomycota; Saccharomycetes; Saccharomycetales; Saccharomycetaceae
Product: NAD(P)-dependent alcohol dehydrogenase
Exons: 1
Coding region: 1-1083 (360 amino acids)
Biological process (GO): alcohol metabolic process
Molecular function (GO): alcohol dehydrogenase (NADP+) activity; zinc ion binding
Source: RefSeq, a predicted model, not a curated record